Molecule: messenger RNA, 1404 nt
Organism: Zygotorulaspora mrakii
Lineage: Eukaryota; Fungi; Ascomycota; Saccharomycetes; Saccharomycetales; Saccharomycetaceae
Gene: LAT1
Product: dihydrolipoyllysine-residue acetyltransferase
Exons: 1
Coding region: 1-1404 (467 amino acids)
Biological process (GO): pyruvate decarboxylation to acetyl-CoA
Cellular component (GO): pyruvate dehydrogenase complex
Molecular function (GO): dihydrolipoyllysine-residue acetyltransferase activity
Source: RefSeq, a predicted model, not a curated record
AUGUCGGCACUUAUCAGAGCAAUUCCAAGGGUUUCUAGAGCUUCCCUCUUAUCAGCAGCUAGAUGUCAAACUCAAUUUCAAUUGAGAUGCUACGCGUCUUAUCCUCCACACACUAUCAUUGGCAUGCCUGCUUUAUCUCCAACAAUGGUACAAGGUAACUUGGCUGUUUGGUCCAAGAAGGAAGGUGAUAAGUUGAGUCCUGGCGAAGUGAUUGCCGAAGUGGAAACUGACAAAGCUCAGAUGGACUUCGAAUUCCAAGAAGAUGGUUACCUGGCUAAGAUUCUUGUUCCUGAGGGAACCAAGGAUAUUCCAGUCAACAAGCCAAUUGCUGUUUAUGUUGAAGAUGAAGGUGAUGUUGCCGCGUUCAAGGACUUCAAAGUUGAAGACAGCGGUUCGGGGGAACCGAAAGGCAAAGAAACAGAAAAGAAGACUGAAGAGAAGCCAACCGCCACUUCCGAAAAGAAAGCAGAGCCAAAAUAUGCUUCAGCCCAACCCUCUGCUCCAACUGAUAGAAUCUUUGCCUCUCCGUUAGCUAAGACUAUCGCUCUGGAAAAGGGUAUUGCUUUGAAGAACGUUAGCGGCACAGGUCCUCGUGGUAGAAUUACCAAAGCAGACGUCGAAGCAUUCUUAAAAAAAGCACCAUCUUCAUCUGCUUCUGCAACUGCUGGCUCUGGUUCCGCUGCUGUCAAUGCUGCCUCAGCUUCUUAUGAAGAUGUCGAAAUAUCUACUAUGAGGGGAAUUAUUGCCAAGCGCUUACUGGAAUCGACACAAAGUAUUCCUUCGUACAUUGUUUCUUCUGAAAUCUCUGUUUCCAAAUUAUUGAAAUUGAGGCAAUCCUUGAAUGCGUCUGCAAAAGACAAAUAUAAAUUGUCAAUAAACGACAUUUUGAUAAAAGGUAUCACUGUGGCAGCAAAAAGAGUUCCUGACGCAAACGCAUAUUGGUUAGAGGAUAAGGGUAUUAUAAGAAAGUUCAAGAAUGUUGAUGUUUCUGUUGCUGUAGCUACACCAUCAGGUUUGCUAACACCUAUUGUAAAAAACGCUGAAUCUAAGGGUUUAGUGGCCAUUUCCAGUGAGGUUAAAGAACUUGUGUCUCGCGCUAAGAUAAACAAAUUAACACCAGAGGAAUUCCAAGGUGGUACCAUUUGUAUCUCCAACAUGGGUAUGAACGCUGCGGUUACAAUGUUCACUUCUAUCAUCAAUCCACCCCAAUCAACAAUCCUAGCUAUCGGUACUGUCAGAAGAGUUGCCGUUGAGGAUGCGGGUUCGGAAAAUGGUAUUUCUUUCGAUGAUAAGAUUAAUAUCACAGGUACAUUUGAUCACAGGACGAUCGAUGGUGCUAAAGGUGGUGAAUUCAUGAAAGAGUUGAAAACAGUUAUCGAAAACCCAUUGGAACUACUUCUAUGA